Molecule: messenger RNA, 3693 nt
Organism: Pieris brassicae (large cabbage white)
Lineage: Eukaryota; Metazoa; Arthropoda; Insecta; Lepidoptera; Pieridae
Product: irregular chiasm C-roughest protein-like
Exons: 20
Coding region: 209-2665 (818 amino acids)
Biological process (GO): cell-cell adhesion
Cellular component (GO): cell-cell junction
Molecular function (GO): cell adhesion molecule binding
Source: RefSeq, a predicted model, not a curated record
CGCGGCGUGGCGUCGGUCGUGCUGUGAAUCGUUUUCGCGCCUUUUUACGAACUUUUUACGGAACUAUUGAACUUUAGUGUGUGUGCAUUUUGACUUUUGUGAAUUGUGAUGGAUUAUUUUAAGUGAAUUUAGAUAAUAUCAUUAACUAGAUGAUAAGAGUGUUCAAAUGUCUCAAAUUUUGGACCACGAUGCGCCGAAGUAAAACAAAAUGGCGCUAAUCGAAUCUGAGUUACGAGAAAAGCGCGCGCGGGAUGAUUCAAAACUCAAAAAUAGAACAUCCAUCGCAAAACGGAAAUGGGGGACGGAUGUUUGGUUCCUGUUAGUGAUCUUUGUUACCGGUUGCCAUGGUUACGAGGAACAGAGGUUCGCGAUGGAGCCACAAGAUCAGAGCGCGAUCGUUGGCUCCCGAGUCACGCUACCAUGUCGAGUUGAACAUAAGGCUGGGACCCUGCAAUGGACCAAAGAUGACUUUGGGCUCGGAACCCAUAGGAAUUUGAGCGGCUAUGAACGAUACUCCAUGAUUGGGAGUGAUGAGGAAGGUGACUAUUCUUUGGAUAUUCGCGACCUGACAUUAGAAGACGAUGGCAAUUAUCAGUGCCAAGUUAGUUCGGGACUAAAUGGUGUUCCAGCAAUUAGGUCAAGAUACGCUCACCUCACAGUAUUAGUGGCACCAGAUCCUCCAAGGAUACUUCAAGGAGCUUUCAUAGAUGCGACAGAGGAUCAGCCAGUUGACAUCGAAUGUGUAUCUGAAGGUGGAAAACCGGCUGCUGAGAUAACAUGGGUCGAUGGUAACCAGAAUGUGAUCAGGAACGGUGUCGAGAAUAAGGUCGAACAGCUGCCAGACGAACAAAGAUAUAGGACGAGGUCACUAUUGCGGUUGAUACCGAGUAUAGCCCACCACAAUCAAACAUUGACUUGCCAAGCUCAGAAUACAGCAGACCGAGCGUACCGAAUGGCCACCGUACACAUUGAAGUGAAGUACGCACCAAAAAUAAACGUAAGCGUGAAGUAUGGUGCUGUAAAUGGCAAAUUUCCAGAAGGUUCCGAGGCCAGAUUUCGUUGUCUAGCUGAUGCGAAUCCAGCUGCCCAGGUGUAUCGCUGGUACAUAAACAACAACCCUGUUAUUGGGGACUAUGCUGAUGAAAUGAUAAUUUUCAACGUGUCCCGAAAGCAUAAUAAGGCGGUUGUAAAAUGUGAAGUUAGCAAUUCCGUCGGGAAAAAUGAGGCUUCGCUGAGUUUAAAUGUCACUUAUCCUCCAUCAUUUAGGACACGGCCGCGGAACAUAGAAGCUGAAAUCGGUUCGAGUGUAACCCUGAGCUGUGAUGUGGAUGGGCAGCCUCAACCAGAAAUCCGUUGGCUAUUUCAUGAACCAGCGCGCAUCGGGCAGGUUAAAGGGAAAGCUCCCAACUUGAAGGUGUUUGUGGAGGAGGCAACAGCUGGACGCUACAUCUGUAAAGCCAGUGUAGAAGGUUUUCCUGAGAUUGAGAGCGAAGCUACUAUAUUUAUCAAAGGUCAACCAAAGAUAUUAUCGAACAGGACUCAAGUAGGGUCUGAGGGCGAGACGGUGUCUAUAGAAUGUGAAGCCCUCUCAGUUCCCAAACCAGACGACAUAAGAUGGUACUUUGAAGGGAAAGAAAUUAAUUUCAUACAAGAUCCCGACUACGCAACGAAACUAGACGAAUCAUCGGACGGAGUUGUAAAGUCGAGUUUAGUGAUACGACAAAGCCAGUCCAAACACUACGGAAUGUACAAUUGCAGUGUGACUAACGAAUACGGCAAUGCUAAUGCCGCUAUAACACUAAAACAACUCAAAACUUUGCCCUUAUUUAUAAUAAUAACGGGAGUGACAUCAGGUAUCAUAUUCUUCUCUGCCUUCAUUGUGCUCGUAGUACUUUGCCACAGACGAAGAAGACAGAAGACACAGAUUAACGAAAAACCAGAUGUGACAGUGACAGGUGAUCCAUAUAACAAAGAAAGUGAUAGAAGCUCGAAUAUCAGUGACUUGAAAUUACAAUUGCCUCAGGGAGACAGUUAUGAUUUGGAGUACACCAGUUCAGAUCGAUCGGAUUCAAAGAAUCCCAACGGUUUGCCGCUGGCUGGACCAGUCGCUCUCCCAACGAUAAGACACGAUGAUCCGAUGUUGCAAUUCCGUUACAGCAACGAUUACUCUGAUCAAAGUUACGGAGAUCAUUAUUUUAAAAACCCAGGUGCUUACGUAUACGACUACCCGCAAGGAUAUGUGCCGCCUCCACAUUUGAGAGUGCAUUCGCCACCACAACUUGAUGUGCCGUCGACGAGGUCUCUACAAGGCUCGCUGACGCGCAGCAUCGACACGGCAUCAACGUUGCCGAUGUCAAACGGCAACGGAUCCCAGAAUAAUUCAUUGCAACGUCCUAAACCGGAAGUAACGGACGCUAUCAAUAAUUUAGGACUGCCCAUCGGCGGGGAAGGUCCGCAAGUGCCAGUGCCCCCACAGACGGGUAAAACCGGGGUAGAUUUGCGGUACGCCGCCACUUACGGCAACCCGUAUCUUAGAAAUAGUUCAAUUGGUUACCACGUGCAUACAGCAAAGCCUGGAUCGACGCCUGCGCCGCCGCCUUAUUCAGCAAUAAGAAAUUCCCAGCACAUGCCGUCAGGAGAUGUACACCAAGCGACGCAUGUAUAGCAGGAAAGCCGCUUAGUGUAGAAAAUACACUAGUGAAAAGUGAUAGUGACUUUGACAGUUCUUUAUUUGUAAAAAAUAACAUAGGCUAGUAUUAGUCUUGAACUUUUUACUGGAGAAGACGAUGUCAGCUACCAUAAAGGUUAUAUUCAGAAUGAUUUAAGGUUUACGACACAAGGUACCAGUCUGUAUUUUCAAUAUGUUGUUGUUGAAUUAAAGGCCGGCAACGCACUUGCAAGCCCUAUGGUUAUGUGAGUGUCUAUGGGCGGUGCUAUCAUUUAACAACAGGUGAGCAUCCUGCCCCUUUAGUAUAUAAAACAAUCCGAAAAUUUGUUAAAACAUCUCUAAAAAAUAAUCUCGUUUUGAAUUUUUAAAAUUUGAUUGAUUUUUGACAGCGUUAUACGACUAGCGCCAGAAAUUGGAUACUACACGAAAUUUAGAUUCAAUUAGGCGACUUUGAAAUAUAGCUUUUUGUAAUAUAUUAUGUUCCUAAAUGCGACUGAAUGUAAAUAUUAGUGUAAGUGUAUAAAAUGUAUAAAACCGGUUCGUGCAUGCUUUAAUUACAGUAGAUAAAUAGUGACGCGUAAGAGACGAAUCUAAAAUGACGGCACUAGCUACGAUAAGAUUCGUUUUUAACGAACGCAACUUAUAAUAUUGUUUUACAGUUUUUUAUUAUACCAAUUGUAUAAGCCAUUUGCUAGUUAAUGAAUAUAAUAAAAUGUAUCAAUUAGACCAUUUUAAAUAUGAGAUUACAAGAAGCAGAAUUAUUUAUCAGCUAAUAUGCAAUAGUAAAGAAUUUUUUUCACGCAUUUAUUGCUCAAAUAUGUCUUCAAUGAAAAUAUUUGUCUAAUUUUCUUACUCAAUCAACGAACGAACGAAAAAUCAAAUACUGUGAUAAAAUUAGAUAAAAGUAUUUCAAAUUAUGGUCAGUUUAAUUGUUUAUUAUGUAUGUUGAAAGUGAUUAAAAUGCAUGUUAGAUAUUGCAUGCAGUUUUGACAUUUCUUUGUUUUUCAAUAAAUACGAUGACACUA